This is a messenger RNA of Capsella rubella, 2549 nucleotides long. RefSeq names its product nucleolar complex protein 2 homolog. The transcript is spliced from 12 exons. The record is from RefSeq and is a predicted model, not a curated record. The coding region runs from base 114 to 2432 and encodes 772 amino acids. NCBI's taxonomy places the organism in Eukaryota, Viridiplantae, Streptophyta, Magnoliopsida, Brassicales, Brassicaceae. Gene Ontology annotation, biological process: ribosomal large subunit biogenesis. Gene Ontology annotation, cellular component: Noc1p-Noc2p complex; nucleolus; Noc2p-Noc3p complex.
ACACUUGAAUUCUCCUCAGACACCAGUCUCAGCGACCACGACGACAACAUCUUCUUCUUUUCUUUUUUCUUGGAAGCAUAGGUGGACUUAUCAGGAGUGGUGUGUGUUAACAAAUGGGUGCCAAAGCAAUGGUUCAGAAGAGUGAUAAAAAGCGUGGGAAGAAGUUGAAAUCUAAGAAAGCAGAACCUGAGGAGCAUGAGGACAGUAUUGAAGAAUUGAAUGUAGAUGAUGAUAUAGAAACGGAUCAGAAGAGCGAUAAGAAGCGCAAGAAGAAGGUGAAAUCUAAGAAAGCUGAAGCUGAGGAGCAUGAAGAACAGCUUAAGAGGCUUCAAGAAACUCAAGCUGAGUUUUUUGAGUAUAUGAAAGAGCAUGAUGCAGAGCUUCUUAAGUUUGAUGCUACUGAAAUCGAGGAUGAUGCUGAUGUUGAACCUGAUACUGACGUGGAAGACGGUGAAAAGAAAAGUGAUGAGGAAACCCCAAAUCUGGAAAUUGCAAAGAAAGUGAAUGUGCAGAAAACAAUUACAUUGGCGAUGGUUGAAUCAUGGCGUGAGUCCAUCCAGAAAGAUGGGAAGCUAGGUUCUGUGCGUUCUAUCUUGAGAGCUUAUAGAACUGCCUGUCACUAUGGUGAUGAUACUGGGGAUGAUCAAACGACCAAGUUUAGCGUUAUGUCUAGCGCUGUGUUUAAUGAGAUAAUGAUCUUUGUUCUGAAUGAAAUGGACGGGAUUCUUCGUAAGUUGUUAAGGUUUCCUGAAGAUACUAGAGGAACAAAAGAGACUGUAUUGGACCUGACAAACACUAGGCCGUGGAAGAACUAUAAUCAUUUAGUUAAGUCAUAUCUUGGAAAUUCUCUUCAUGUUCUGAACCAGAUGACUGACACAGGAAUGAUAACCUUUACUCUGCGCCGUCUAAAGCACUCCUCAGUUUUUCUAGCUGCUUUCCCGAGCCUCCUUAGGAAAUAUAUAAAGGUUGCACUUCAUUUUUGGGGAACUGGUAGUGGCUCACUCCCUGUUGUUUCCUUGUUGUUCCUGAGAGAUUUGUGCAUACGCCUUGGAUCUGACUGUGUGGAUGACUGCAUCAAGGGAAUGUACAAAGCAUAUGUGUUGAAUUGCCAGUUUGUGAAUGCUGAUAAAUUGCGGCAUAUAUUUUUUCUUGGUAACUGCUUCAUUGAGCUUCUCGGUACAGAUAUCUCUGCAUCAUAUCAGCACGCGUUUGUCUUCAUAAGGCAAUUAGCAAUGAUUCUGCGUGAAGCGCUUAACACAAAAACAAAAGAAGCAUUUCGGAAAGUGUAUCAAUGGAAAUUCAUACAUUGCCUUGAGCUUUGGACGGGAGCCGUUUGUGCCUACAGCUCUCAGGCUGAACUCAGGCCAGUUGCCUAUCCACUAGCCCAAAUAAUAACUGGUGUAGCACGACUCGUUCCCACUGCUCGCUACAUUCCCCUUAGAAUAAGAUGUGUUCGUAUGCUAAACCGGAUAGCUGCUUCAACUGGUACCUUUAUACCCGUUUCAAUGCUUCUUGUGGACAUGUUAGAGAUGAAGGAACUCAAUAGGCCUCCCACCGGAGGUGUUGGCAAAGGUGUAGAUUUACGAACACUACUGAAGGUAAGUAAACCAGCAGUGAAGACACGAGCAUUUCAGGAGGCAUGUGUUUAUUCUGUAGUGGAGGAGCUUGUGGAGCAUUUGUCUCAGUGGAGUUGUUCCGUUGCUUUCUUUGAACUGUCAUUUAUUCCGACUAUAAGGCUACGUAGCUUUUGCAAGUCCACUAAAGCUGAGAGGUUUAGGAAAGAAAUGAAACAACUCAUUAGCCAGAUUGAAGCUACCUCAGAGUUUGUCAACAAAAAGAGAGCUUCGAUUAAGUUUCUACCCAAUGAUCUUGCUGCUGGAUCAUUCCUUGAGGAUGAGAAGAAGGCAGGAAAAAGCCCUCUAUUGCAAUAUGCUGAAAUUAUCCGCCAAAGAGCCCAGCAAAGAAACGAAUCGCUGGUGGAAUCAGAUGUUAUUGUGGGAGAGAACUCAGCCGUCUUUGGGAAAAACAUACCAAGCAGUGAUGAUGAAGAUGAUGAAGAUAAGAUUGAAAAGGGUGCUGCAGCUUUCAAUUCUUCAUGGUUACCUGGAAGUGACUCCAAAGAGAAAGAGCCGGAGGAAGAGAAGACUAAGAAGAAGAAAAGGAAGAGAGGUGGUAAGAGUAAAUCAGAGAAAAAGCAGGACGAGGAUGGUGCAGGAGAAGAUGACGUUGUGGAGGAUUUUGUGUUGAGUUCUGAUGAAGAGGAGGAUGAUCUGUUUGAUAUAGGAGAAGACAAAGAUGAUGAGGAGGAUGCAGCACACGAGAUUGCAGAUCCUGAGACAAAGACGUCUAAUAAGAAGAAGACUAAGGGCACUUAUAAGACCUGGCAUAAGGCUUACAAGAAGACCAAGAAGAAGAAGGCACGUGUAGCUUAGUUUUUUUUUUGUAUCUUCUUUUUGAUUCUCCGAGGUUACUUUUCCGGAUGUUUACCAAACAACAAAAUUUUGGGAAAAAGAAAAGCUAAUAUUCCAAACUCAAUGAUUGUACUGAAA